GAACAUCAUCUUGAAAAGUCUUACUUCAUUUCUGUGAAUGGGUUGAGGAAUGAAUGAAUAGAAGACCAAAAACCAUUUGACCCCUUUCCCCAUUUCCCCAUUUCUUCAUUUUCCCACACUGACACGAUUCCCAUCUUUUUCGUUUAGAUUAUCAUUAGACUUCCAAACGAAGCCAUUUUCUGGGUUUUGAGGCACGGUGAACUUGGGCAUCUCUAGGGGAAAUUCUGCCUGUGGAGGGAGAUUUGAUGCCAAGAGUUGCAUAAUUAUGGAGGUGAUGGAAGAUGAAGCCAAUAGAAAUCUUAUGUUGCUGCCUUCCCCUUCUCCAGUUGUAGCCGUUGCUAUCAGUGGGAAGAAAAACAGUAAAUAUAUAAUUAGGUGGUCAUUGGAAAAGUUUCUACCUGACGGCAUCAUUCAUUUCAAAUUGCUGCACAUCAUCCCAAGGAUUACUAGUGUCCCUACUCCAAAUUGCAUAUUCAAGCUAUAUGCCAAUGUUGAUGCAGUGGGAAAUUCAAUUCCGGUUUCACAAGUUCGUGGUGAUGUCGCCGUGGCUUAUAGGAAAGAAAUCGGGUGGCAGACAAGUGAAAAACUUCUUCCAUUUAAGAAGAUGUUUGCUCAGCGAAAGGUUCAUCUUGAUGUUGUAACUCUUGAAGCAGAUGAUGUGGCAAAUGCAAUAAUAGAAGAGGUUACAAAGUGUUCAAUCAACAAGCUUGUUAUAGGAGUUUCAUCACAGGGAUUAUUCUCAAGGAAACUAAACAGUCUGUCCUCAAGAAUAUCAGCCCUUGCACCUAGAUAUUGUACAAUCUAUGCUAUUUCAAAAGGAAAACUAGCCUCAAUACGGCCACCUGAUAUGGAAACAAACGUGAGCAUUAAAGAUGAUGCGAGUGAAGGAAGUUCUGCAAAUAGCUACUCAAGCUAUACAUCUAGCUCCCUUACAGAUGGCAGUUCAAGCUUAAUUACCUCCUACUCUCAUUUCCCUUCUCCUUCCCCUUCCCUACCAUUACAACGAUUUCAAGCUCUUUCAACCCUUAAUCAACCUCUUCUUACGACAAAACCAAGCCCCAUUGAAGCCAACCAUUCUAGAUGUCAAUCCAAUGAUAUUGGGGAUCAGGUGGAUCGCGUUCGUUCUUCUUCCUAUGUUUCAGAUUGUGCACAAACAUUGAGUCGAGACUCUAGUUGUAAAAGCUUGUCAACAGAUAACCUGUCUUGGGUUUCUGAUGAAGCUUCAUCUUCAGGCGCGUUCAAUGAUUAUUACUCAAGUGAAAGUCAGGCGGAUGUCAGCUUUGAGCUUGAAAAGUUGAGAAUCGAACUAAGACAUGCAAGAGGAAUGUAUGCAAUUGCUCAACGUGAGACGAUUGAUGCCUCUCGAAAGCUAAACCAUCUAAAUAAACAACGAUCAGAGGAAGCUAGGAAGCUUGAAGAGAUCAACAAUAAAGAGGUGGCCGCCAAAGAAUUUGCAAGGGAAGAGAGAGUGAAACAUGAAGCUUUGAGAAGAGAAGCAAAGUAUGUAAAAGAACGCGCUGAAAGAGAGGGCAUCUAUAGGAAGGAAGCAGAGACAAAAGCUCUUCAGGAUGCCAAAGAGAAGGGAAAGCAUGAGAAUGCUCUUCAAGGACCUCUGCAGCAAUACCAACUUUUUCAAUGGGAAGAUAUUGUUUCUGCCACAUCAUCUUUUUCUGAGGAUCUUAAGAUUGGAAUGGGAGCACAUGGAUCAGUUUAUAAGUGCAGUUUGCAUCAUACAACUGUAGCAGUGAAGGUUCUUCACUCCAGAGAUGGUCACAAAAGGAUGCAACUUCUUCAGGAGCUCGAAAUCUUGAGCAGAAUCCAUCAUCCCCAUCUACUGCUUCUCCUAGGUGCAUGUCCAGAUAAGAAUUGUCUGGUUUAUGAGUACAUGGAAAAUGGUAGCUUGGAGGAUAGGUUGUACCGCAGAGGCAAAACACCUGCAAUCCCAUGGUAUGAGAGGUUUCGAAUUGCUUGGGAAUUAGCCUCUGCUCUUGUCUUUCUUCACAGCUCAAAACCCAAACCAAUAAUCCACCGUGAUCUUAAACCAGCAAACAUCUUACUUGACCAUAACCUCGUGAGCAAAAUCGGCGAUGUCGGUCUUUCUACAGUGUUUAAUUCAGACCCUUCAAUGUCUACUGCAUUCAUGAAUAGUGGACCAGUUGGGACUCUCUGUUACAUAGAUCCCGAGUAUCAACGAAGUGGAUUAGUCUCACCUAAGUCUGAUGUGUAUGCUUUUGGAAUGGUGAUCUUGCAGUUACUAACUGCAAAACCAGCAGUAGCACUUACCCAUGUAGUGGAAACAGCCAUUGAUAACUGCACUUUAAUUAAGGUUCUGGAUAUAGAGGCCGGGCAUUGGCCUGUUGAAGAGACGUAUGAAUUGGCAAGAUUAGGACUUCGCUGUGCCGAGAUGCAACGUAAAGAUAGGCCUGACUUGAAGGAUCAAGUACUUCCCUUGCUGAUGACACUGAAAAAGGUUGCUGAUGAGGCUCGCAAUUUGCCCUCCAAAGUUCCAGCUGCAAUUCCUAAUCAUUUCAUCUGUCCAAUUCUUCAGGACGUAAUGAAUGACCCUUGUGUUGCGGCGGACGGAUACACAUAUGAUCGUCGGGCAAUAGAGAAGUGGCUUCAGGAGAACGAUAAUUCACCAAUGACGAAGUUGCCGCUGCCAGAUAAGAAUUUGAUACCAAAUUACAGUCUGCUCUCCGCAAUUGUUGAGUGGAACUCCAGAAGAAGUUAAUACCAACAUCCAUUUUUAAGGUUUGAACUGAAGUUAACAUGUGAAACUGUCUCUCACUCAGAAGCCACUCUAUUUAGUUUCAGUUUCUAUCCCUGAUGAAUAUAGAAAGUCUUCUUCCACCUCUUAUCUCUUUAGAAUUGUUAUUGGAGCAAUUAGUCAAUCUUCCUUUCAUCUAAUAUUCUUUUCUUAGUUCCCUUCUUCUAUACAGUUAAUUGUUUUGCCAUAUUUGGCACUUAUCAUUGUAUACAUCAGUGUUGCCACACACUUGUAAAGAAACAAGAAGAAUUUCAGUAUUUAGAUAUACAAUAUGGUCAGUGCUUCCAAAUA
Benincasa hispida (wax gourd) is the source of this 3058-nucleotide messenger RNA. RefSeq names its product U-box domain-containing protein 35-like. Lineage: Eukaryota; Viridiplantae; Streptophyta; Magnoliopsida; Cucurbitales; Cucurbitaceae. Gene Ontology annotation, molecular function: ubiquitin-protein transferase activity; ATP binding; protein kinase activity. Gene Ontology annotation, biological process: protein ubiquitination; protein phosphorylation. The record is from RefSeq and is a predicted model, not a curated record.